AUGUUGACCAUUAGAUCUUUAUCAUCAACAUUUAAAACAUGUUUUAAUUAUAGUAGUAGUGUUUUGUUGACAAACAACAAUAGAUAUCUAAGUACUUCAACAUCUUCAUCUUCAUCUGAGGGUAGAACUUCAAGAGUUCAAUUCAAGAAGAAUCUCGAUAAAAAGGUCUAUGGAAACGAAAAGAAUAGUGAUCGUAGUAGUAGCAGCAGUUCAAGUAAAAAAACAUCAAUUAAAUUCGAGAGAAAUCAAUCAUUAGAUGAUGAUUUCAAUGGUUUCGAAGAUGGAAAACAAUCAUCGUCCAGAAGAUUAGAUAAAGAUUAUAAGAGUAAUAGUAGUAAUAAUAAUAAAAAUAAACCAAGAGAUAAUUAUAAUAGGGAUAGAAAUAGAGAUAGUUAUAGAGAUAGAGAUAAUGGAGAUAGUCGCAGUAGAGAUACUAGAAAAUAUAGAGGUGAUCGUGAUGAUAGAAAAUAUAACAAAUGGAAUAAUAAUAAUUAUAAUAAUAAUAAUAAUGAUGUUUAUAAAUAUAGUUUAACAGGUGAAGGUCUUUUCGGUGUAAAUCCAAUUUGGGUUGCAUUGUAUGCCGACAAUAGAUCUUUUAAUAGACUUUAUAUUUUAGAAUCACUGUAUCAUAAAUUACAAGAUUAUAUUAAGGAUCAAGAGAAUGAUCUUAAUAAUAAUAAUAAUAAUAAUAAUAAUAACAAUGACAACAAUAAUAGUAAUACUUAUCAACCAACAGAUUUAAAUAGACUCAAUGAUAUCAUUGAUGAUCUUGACGAAUCGGAUAAAACAAACAACGAUAACGACGACGAUGAAAUGAAGAGAGUAAUCACCAUGAGUAAAACAACCAAAAAGAAUAAAUUCAAUAUCAAUAGAGAUAAAAAGAAUAUUGGUGCACUCGUUGAUAUUUUAAAGAAAUGCGAACAAUUAGAGGUAGAGAUUGUACCGGUCGAUAAGCAGAGAUUGGAUGUUUUCUCAAAGUUUAGAGUUCAUCAAGGUUUGGUAUUGGAUUGCUCUCCACUAACGAUUACAACAUUGACAGGAUUGUCUGUGCCCGAUAUGACUGAAUUCGAGGCAGACAAUCGAUAUCCUCUGAUUAUUGCGCUGGACGAGUUGUGGGACCCACAGAAUACCGGUGCCAUCGUUAGAACCUGUCAUUACUUUGGUUUGGAUGGUGUCAUCGUCACCGACAAGGGAUCGAUCCCUGUCUCACCGUUCGCUUCAAAGUCAUCGAGUGGUGCCAUCGAAGAAUUCCCAAUAUUCAAGUGUCUCUCACUCGCUUCGUUCCUCCAGGCCAGCAAAGCCAGAGGUUGGCAUAUCAUCGGAACAUCGGUCAGCGAUCCCGAGUCGAAAGAUAUCACCAACGUCAAAAUUGACAAACCAACAGUACUUGUCAUAGGAAAUGAAGGAUACGGACUCAAAGAUAAAGUAGUAAGUCACUGUAAUGAAAUGAUCAUGAUUAAAGGCUUACAAAGAUCAUCGAAUGAAAAGAUAGAUUCAUUGAACGCAAGUGUUACCACUGGAAUCUUAAUACAUCAUUUACAAUCAACCAAUAAGAUUAAAUAA
Heterostelium album PN500 is the source of this 1563-nucleotide messenger RNA. RefSeq lists its product as uncharacterized. The record is from RefSeq and is a predicted model, not a curated record. Gene Ontology annotation, biological process: rRNA methylation. Lineage: Eukaryota; Evosea; Eumycetozoa; Acytosteliales; Acytosteliaceae. Gene Ontology annotation, cellular component: mitochondrion. The transcript has 3 exons. Bases 1 to 1563 code for a protein of 520 amino acids. Gene Ontology annotation, molecular function: RNA methyltransferase activity; RNA binding.